Molecule: messenger RNA, 186 nt
Organism: Telopea speciosissima
Lineage: Eukaryota; Viridiplantae; Streptophyta; Magnoliopsida; Proteales; Proteaceae
Product: low temperature-induced protein lt101.2
Exons: 2
Coding region: 11-175 (54 amino acids)
Cellular component (GO): membrane
Source: RefSeq, a predicted model, not a curated record
UAAGAGGGGAAUGGGUUCGGAGACAUUCAUAGAGGUGAUACUGGCCAUUUUCAUUCCACCUGUUGGGGUUUUCCUUCGUUAUGGCUGUGCGGCUGAGUUCUGGAUCUGUUUGUUGCUGACAAUAUUGGGUUACAUCCCUGGAAUCAUAUAUGCUCUCUACGUCCUCGUUGGAUGAUUUAUAUGUAC